AGGGACACAGUCAUUGUGACCAGAAACAGGAGAACAGAAAACUUCAACUAAAGAAGCUAAACAAGCUAAAAGGGCUCCUCCUUCAGUCUGCUGAUCUGGUUUCAGGUUGAGAUGUUCUGGCUCAGGAUGACUUCCUGUCUGUUGUCCCUCCUUUUUCCUUUGGUGUCCUCCAUCAUGGCCACCGACCAACCCGCAGGCUGCAAAAUCCGCAUCACUGACAAAGGACUGGAGAUGUUGAAGUCUGAGACUGAGAAGUUUGUUGAAGAGGAGCUUAGUAACAUCAGUAUGCCGGAGAUGAAGGGCACAGAAGGACGUUUCCAAUACACCAUCACUGAUGUGAAGAUCACUGAGUUGAAUCUGACUCAUGCCGACCUGCAGUUCAUCCCUGAAGUCGGUUUAAUGUUUGAUGUUCAGAACUCUUCGAUCUCACUGAGUUUCCACCGACGGAUCCUCUACUGGUUCUUUUAUGACACGGGGAACAUCAACGCGUCGGCGGAAGGCGUGAACAUCAACACAGCUCUGAACCUGAUAAGAGAUGAUCAGGGACGACUGAAGAUCAAUAACAUCACCUGUGACGCCAAAGUGUCAAAGAUGAGGGCCAAGUUCAGCGGGACACUUGGGAGAGUUUACGACUUCCUGGCGAGUUUUCUGACAACAGGCAUGCGCUUCCUCCUCAAUCAAAAGAUCUGUCCUGCUCUGAACCACGCUGCUGUGGUCCACGUGAACUCCAUGUUGGAGACGAUCCCUGUGAGGACGGAGGUUGAUCAGUAUAUUGGGAUCGAUUAUUCUCUGAUCAAUGAUCCGAUUGUGACGUCUCAGAGCCUCGAUAUGAACUUCAGGGGGAUGUUCUUCGACCUCUCUGAUCCAAACGACACGUUGGCGAACUACGCUGUUGACCCGGUGAUCAGAGAGUACGACCGGAUGGUCUACCUCGCUCUGUCUGAGUUCUUCUUCGACAGCGGGAUGUUUUCUUACUACAGAGCAGGAAUCUUCCAGAUCCACAUCGUCAACGAGAAGAUGCCCAAAGACCUUGAGAUGUUGCUGAGAACCACCUACUUCGGAACCAUCAUGAUGCUGAACCCAGCUCUGGUGGAGGCUCCACUGUCCCUGCAGCUCGCGGUCAACUCUCCUCCAAAAACCUCCAUUAAGACAUCGGGGGCGACAGUCGUGAUGACAGCCAUCGUCAAGGUGAUGGUCCUGCCUCCAGGUCAGCCUCCGGUCCAGCUGAGCAGCAUGACCAUGGAGUCAAAGUUUAACGCCAAAGUUUCUAUGAAGGGGAAACGUCUGGCUGUUCAUGCUGACCUCCGCAGGUUUAAAAUCUUCUCCAAUCAGUCGGCUCUGGAGUCUUUGGCAUUGAUUCCUCUUCAGGCUCCUCUGAAGACGAUGUUGCAGAUGUCAGUCGUUCCUUUAAUCAACAACUGGACGAAGCGAGGAGUUCAGAUCCCUCUGGCUGAUGGGAUGGAUUUCAUUGAGGAGGUUGUUGAAUAUCACAAUGGUUUCAUUGUGAUUGGAGCAAAUCUUCACUUCACCAAAGGACUGAGAGAAAUGAUAUCAGGUGCCAAUCAGACAGAGACCAACAUGUAAACAUGUAAACAUCUACAGAUAUAUUUAUAGACACUGUGGACAUAUAACUCACUGUGUGAACACGACAUAUAACAAGAUGUUACAGUUUUUCUCAGUCGCGUUGGUACAUUUCUCAGAUCAGAAUUGAAAUUCUCAAAACUUUUUGGGUUUUUUUCCCCGUUAAAGGGUUUUUUUUGGGGAGUUUUUCCUUAUCCGUUGCGAGGGUCAUAAGGACAGAGGGAUGUCGUAUGCUGUAAAGCCCUGUGAGGCAAAUUGUGAUUUGUGAUAUUGGGCUUUAUAAAUAAAACUGAUUGAUUGAUUGAAAACUACUUCUUCAAUCUUCACAUCAUUGUGUCACUUGUGCACAUCAAAAAAGCAGUUUCUCAUUUCUUUGAACAAGUUGCAAAUGCUUUGGUACAUCCAUGCAAAUGAGUAUGUACAAUUCUCUGCUCUUUCCUACAUUAUCAAUUGCUUAUGUCAUGUUGAUCAAAAUGUAUUAUAAUGGGUCUCUGUUGAAUAGUCUCACCCCCACAACAUUUAGGCAUUAGAUCAUCACAUAAGUCUUUACGUGCAAAAUGGUUGAAUAAGUUGUCAUAAUAUGUCAAGCAUAUUUCUAUACUGUACAUUUCCAUUAGACUUUUUUUCUAAAUCUGUCCUGAACUGGUAAAUUGCUCCCAGGUGAAUCCUGACUUUCUCUAACGAAGGGAAAUGUGUGAAGCAUUAGCUCAACCAAUGAUUUACCAGUUUUCUGAAAUAGCUCAAAGGUGCAUCUCAUGAACCAUCAGCUGGCAAGUAUAUAUAUAUAGCUGAAACACAACACAAUGUUACAAUGUCUGACAAUGGAAGGACAAGGAAUUGGACGGGGUCAACAGCCAGAGAGAAAAAGAAGAGGAAGAGGAGAGAGGCUGCAUGGCGGAGGAGUUUUUUCUUUGUGCUCUGCAGUGCUGUCUUUUCCUUUCUGUAUCGCAAUGACAUGGUCUGUCAACAAAUUACAGUACAAACAGUAAAAGCGUAAAUUUGAAUCUUGUCCAGUCUCUUCAAUCAAUCUCCCACAUACACUAAGGUGUACCUUACAAUUUACAAUGAUUGUCAUCAAAACUUUAGUCAUAGUUUACAUCAGAACAUCCCUCCAGAGUACACUGUUAUAUUGACAACAUGACUAAGCAAUUUGACUGUCUUAUCCGUACACAAUCACACAAGGACUUGUCAUUCUCAUGGCACUGACAUAUUCAUUGACACAGAUAUUUACUUUUGAGAGAUGAACUAAGGAUUUUGAGCAAGAGACUGGCUUUUUCAGGUAAUCCAUGGUUGUUUUGCUAUUUGUACGAAUUGUUUUGAGAAAUGCACUUACUGUUUUGCAAAUGUCGAGGAUGAUUUGAGAAAUGUACCAAAGCGACUGAGAAAAACUGUAAUAUAUUAAAAACAUAUCAGCAAAGGACGAUCCCAAAGACAGCCUCAAAACACACACACACACACACAGUCAGUCAGUCAGUCACUAUAUACACACUGACAUAUACCGGUAUGUGGAGUUCUUCCUGAUCAGCUGUGAGGGUCCUAAGGACAGAGGGAUGUCGUACGCUGUAAAGCCCUGUGAGGGAAAUUGUGAUUUGUGAUAUUGGGCUUUAUAAAUAAAAUUGAUUGAUUGAUUGAUAUGUGUGUACUGAACAUUGUUUAUGUUGUGACAAAUAAUAACAUUAAAAUCUUUGUAAUUUUGUGAUCAAA
Molecule: messenger RNA, 3285 nt
Organism: Epinephelus lanceolatus (giant grouper)
Lineage: Eukaryota; Metazoa; Chordata; Actinopteri; Perciformes; Serranidae
Gene: pltp
Product: phospholipid transfer protein
Biological process (GO): phospholipid transport; ceramide transport; high-density lipoprotein particle remodeling
Molecular function (GO): phosphatidic acid transfer activity; lipid binding; phosphatidylethanolamine transfer activity
Source: RefSeq, a predicted model, not a curated record